AUGGAGCGUCCAGACUUGGGACCCGAUUAUGGUGGCUGGCAGGCACUAGACUCGACACCACAAGAAAAAUCUGAAGGCAUGUUCCGUUGCGGUCCAUCAUCAGUAAGAGCAGUUCGCGAUGGAGAGAUACAUAAACCUUAUGAUACUGCUUUCAUGUUCGCAACAGUCAAUGCUGACAAGUUAAAAUGGAAAUUCUGUGGAAAGAACCAGCCACUAAAGUUAUUGGAAAUAAACACCACAUGGUAUGGACAAAAGAUUGUAACGAAAGCUGUCGGAGAGAUGAAAUGCGAGUACCUCACAAACACGUAUAAAUAUCCAGAAGGAUCUCGCGAAGAACGUAUGACAAUGGAGAAGGCUCUGCGUAAGUCUGAGAGCAAAUACGCGAAGGACUACCUCAACGCGUUGUUCAAUGACGUCACCUUCGACUUCGAUCUUCAGGACGACAUUAAGAUUGGACAGGACUUCAAUGUGAUCUUACACGUCAAAAAUCGUACAAAUCAAUCACACCAGGUGCAGGGUAACCUUCGUGUAGACACAGCGACGCGUACAGGAAAUACAGGCGAUGAAGUGAAGAGGUUAGAGUUUGAUAUUAACCUUAAACCCAAAGGCAAAGAAGUCAUCAAGAUGCUGGUCACUUUCGAUGAUUAUUACAAGAAGCUGGGUGAUCAGGCUUCCUUCAAGAUUGCUUGCCAAGCUACAAUCGUGGACACAAAAUUCGACUACUUAGCACAACAUGACUUCAAAGUUCGUAACCCUGAUAUCAAAAUCAGUAUUGAUGGAGAACCAGUGUCGCAUCAAGAGGUCAUUGUUAAUGUUAAAGUGGAGAACUCACUGCCUAUCCCACUUACUAAGGGCAAGUUCUACAUCCAAGGGCCCGGCCUGGAUGAACAACUUGAAAUUGAGCUAAAAGAGAAUGUGGCGCCAGGAUCGUUUGCAACUGCUCAGUUCAAGUUGAUGCCACCGUGGGCAGAUCACGACCGGAUUUCUGCCAAGUUUACAUCGAUGGAAAUGAAGGACAUUGAUGGAUUUUUGUCCUUGGUAGCAAUGCCUGCCGCUGCUACAAACGGCCUGGCGCGUGAAUAA
This is a messenger RNA of Spodoptera littoralis (African cotton leafworm), 1083 nucleotides long. Lineage: Eukaryota; Metazoa; Arthropoda; Insecta; Lepidoptera; Noctuidae. The record is from the annotation of a GenBank genome assembly.